AUGGCUGAAACACCAAAAUUUCAUCCAGCUCUUACCAUUACUAAUGUGAAAUCUCUCAUUCCUAUCACACUAGACAAUGAACAAUCUCUUUAUCACUCUUGGGCUACCCUAUUUACAAAUCUUGUUAGGGUCCAUGAUUUGUAUGAACAUUUGGUUCCCCCUACGAAAGAAAUAGCAAAAGCUGCAUUUCAGGCUAACAAAUCGGCCGACCUUGCUUUCUGGAAUCGUCUUGAUGCGGUGGUGUUGCAAUGGAUAUAUGGUACGGUAUCCAAAGACCUCCUUAAUGCUAUUCUCCGUCGUAAUGACACGGCCGAAGGAGCAUGGAAAAGACUUGAAGCUUUAUUCCAAGAUAACAAGGCUUCUCGUGCUACUCAUCUUGAAGAAGAUUUUGCUAAUGCUGAUUUUGAGUCUUUCGACUCCAUUGAUAAUUUCUGUAACCACCUUCAAUCUCUCGCGGAUCGGCUCGCGGAUGUUGAUGCUCCCGUUACAAAUGGUCGACUUGUCCUUCGACUCACUGGGUCUUUACCAGAAGCUUAUAGUGGUACGGUGGAUUAUAUUCAAAAUCAAGACCCCUUACCAUCGUUCGAGAAUUGUCGAUCUCGAUUGAAAAUGGCCGAGCGCACCAUUAAAGCACGGCUUGCUCGUGAGGCAGGAGGUUCUCGGGGUUCCUCGGCGAUGAUGGCUGCUUCUGAAUGA
Molecule: messenger RNA, 696 nt
Organism: Amaranthus tricolor (Joseph's coat)
Lineage: Eukaryota; Viridiplantae; Streptophyta; Magnoliopsida; Caryophyllales; Amaranthaceae
Exons: 1
Coding region: 1-696 (231 amino acids)
Source: RefSeq, a predicted model, not a curated record